CGACACAUCACCUAUCAAAGCCCAUUGAAACAGGCCAAGACUCGAACAUUGGGAAUUACCUCAACUUAGAACCAUUGCAAGGACACACACACCGAACGUCAAUAUGACCAAGAUUCUGCUGACAGGCGGCUCCGGCUUCAUCGCCGCGCACAUCCUCGAGCAGCUCCUGGCGCGCGGGCACUCGGUCGUCACGACCGUUCGCUCCGAAGACAAGGCCCAGAAGAUCCGCGACGCCCACAAGGACCUCGACGCUUCGCGCCUCGCCGUCGCCAUCGUCCCGGACAUUGCGCGCGAGGACGCCUUCGACGAGGUCGUCAAGACGCCCGGCCUCGAGGCCGUGCUGCACACGGCCAGCCCCUUCCACUUCAACUGGACCGACGCCAAAAAGGAGCUCGUCGACCCGGCUGUCGUCGGCACGACGGCCAUCCUGCGCGCCCUCAAGAGGGACGCCCCCGGCGUCAAGCGUGUCGUCGUGACGUCGUCCUUCGCCUCCAUCAUCGACGAGGCCAAGCUCGAGGACCCGGCCACCGUCUUCACUGAGAAGCACUGGAACCCCGUCACCCUCGAGGACAUCGGCCGCAGCCCCGCGACGGCGUACCGCGCGUCCAAGAAGCUCGCCGAGAAGGCCGCUUGGGACUUUGUCGAGCAGGAGAAGCCGGGCUUCGACCUCGUGACGGUGACGCCGCCGCUGGUGCUGGGCCCCGUCGUGCACCACUUCGCGGACCUCGGCAGCAUCAACACGUCCAACGAGCGCGUCGUCGACCUGGUCAAGGGGAAGUGGAAGGACGCCGUCGCGCCGACGGGCGCCGCGUACCUGUGGAUCGACGUGCGGGACCUUGCGCUGGCCCACGUGCUGGCGCUCGAGAAGGCCGAGGCCGGCGGCCGCAGGCUGUUCACGACGGCCGGGUGGUUCAGCAACGCCGAGAUCGCGGCCGUCGUGAGGAAGAACUUCCCUGAGCUGAAGGACCGGCUGCCGGCCGAGGGGACCAAGGGCGGCGAGCUGCCGCCCAAGGACAAGGUGUACGGGUACGACGACAGCGAGACGGCCAAGAUCCUGGGCAUCAAGUGGCGGACGCUGGAGGAGAGCAUCACGGACCUGGUCAAGGACAUCAAGGGGUUUGGUAUCUAAGGGGCGGGGAUGAGUGAUGGUCUCCGGGUGGUAGUGAAGAUAGAUGACUCGGGCACGAGUUAAGCCUUACCAGCAAUUCUUAGCCGACGAGGGGUUUUUUUGCUUUUCUUCAUUAAUCCCUUGUUACGAAGACGGGCUCCUCUGGAUGUGGCCGGUGCGAAGGAGCGAACUGUAGGAACCUAUGUGCGACAUUUUUGAAGAAAGGCGACUAUCCUGGCCUCGCCAUGCUAUCACCGGACUGCAAGAACACUUCCGCCGAGAGGGCCCUUGAACGAUUCGCACGAUUCUUCUCUACCGUGACGGCAGCGACACACCUGGCUGUUUCGGCUCUGAAAUCUAUGUCUGUUUGGGAUGGGGGAGAAGGAUGAAACGGUCCUCAAGCCCGCUCCGUCCGCUUCAGGCUUCUAAUAAAGCAACCAAUUCAUCCACCGCCUCACAUUCCUGGGACCAGAAUCUCUGGAUUGUCUCGACAAAAAAGACGCCGUUCAGAUUGAGAAAAGCGUGGCUGGAGUAUCUCCGUACCACUUCUUCACUUUGGAACUCGUGAGAGAGGGAGCCCUGCCCACCAGGAUGUUGUGGAUCGUCAGACCCAGGCCAAAGAGGACCGACUCGGCCAUCUUGACAACGUCACCAUCGGGCAAACGUUUAACGAGGGAUUUUAAGCCGAGAGCAACAGGUAAACCCUUCUGACUUAAAGAUGGGAUUUCGUCCUUCCCGUCAUGGUUGACAUGGGACGCUGGGCUCAGUGCUGGAAGAAUGGCCGUCGUGGCGGUGUGCAGACCGUAAACGGGACAAGGAUAGGCGGUGCUUGACGAUGUUUAUGGUGUGGUCUCC
Molecule: messenger RNA, 1963 nt
Organism: Colletotrichum destructivum
Lineage: Eukaryota; Fungi; Ascomycota; Sordariomycetes; Glomerellales; Glomerellaceae
Product: Putative NAD-dependent epimerase/dehydratase, NAD(P)-binding domain superfamily
Exons: 2
Coding region: 104-1129 (341 amino acids)
Molecular function (GO): oxidoreductase activity, acting on the CH-OH group of donors, NAD or NADP as acceptor
Source: RefSeq, a predicted model, not a curated record